ACAGAGGGCAUAUCGCGAUCGAGAAUCACGUAAAACUGCGACAGCUUUCAGUAGUUUCAGUUCUCUCAGGCUUCUCUCUGGUCUUACAUCUGUUGUGUAUGUGUACUUGUAUUUCUAACCUCUUACUAUUGUCUUGUUCAUUAUUAUACGAGUAGAUAAUCAGUAUAAUCUAGACGAGAUGACUGAAGAAGCUACUGAAAUUGAUUGUAUACUACGACCGAUAAAUUGUGAAAUUAAUUUACUGUCACGAUCAGAUGGCUCCGUGAUGUUUAUGCAAGGUGACACUACAACUAUUGCGGGGAUAAACGGACCCUUGGAAGCACGAAGCCAAAAAAUGGCAUAUGAUAAGGUUUCUAUUGAAGUUACAUACACUCCUCUCAAAGGACCAGCGAAGGUGGACGACAGAUUAAUUGAGACAUAUAUAAAAGAGACUUGUGAAUCCGCUAUAUUAGUUUCGUUACAUCCUAACACCAUGGUGUGCAUUAAUCUGCAAGAGAUGCAAGACUCCGGCGGGCUACUAGCUUGUGCCAUUAAUGCGGCAUGUUUGGCGCUAAUUAACUCGGGACUUUCCAUGAAAUACACCGUCGCAGCAGUGAAUUGUAUGAUGGAAAAAGAAACGGGAGAAAUAAUCAUCAAUCCAGAUGGCUCGCAGUUAAAAAAUGCAAAAGCGGAAUUUACGUAUGCUUUUGACAGUAUUAACAAAGAUAUUGUAUGCUGUCAUAGCAUUGGCCGAUUUUCUCAAAGCGAGUUCUUGGCUUCUAUGGAUAAGUGUAGGCAAGUCAGUAAAUAUGUAUUCGAAUAUUAUAGAGAAGUGAUAAAAAAGUAUGCAAAUGUAAUAUAACAUAUUACAAUAUAUUGUUUUCGAAUAAAUAUUUUUUACUUCACAAUCUUCUGAAUUAAUGGGAAUUUUUACGUACAACUUGACCAUACUGAGAUAUUAAAGAUCAU
Molecule: messenger RNA, 948 nt
Organism: Vollenhovia emeryi
Lineage: Eukaryota; Metazoa; Arthropoda; Insecta; Hymenoptera; Formicidae
Gene: Rrp46
Product: exosome complex component RRP46
Exons: 5
Coding region: 179-841 (220 amino acids)
Biological process (GO): U4 snRNA 3'-end processing; nuclear mRNA surveillance; poly(A)-dependent snoRNA 3'-end processing
Cellular component (GO): nuclear exosome (RNase complex); cytoplasmic exosome (RNase complex); nucleolus
Source: RefSeq, a predicted model, not a curated record